CGUCUCUCUCUUCUCUCUCCCGCUCCGUCACAAAUUAGAAACCAGAGAAGAAAGCAGUGGGUUUAUGGAGAAGGGAUGCCGAAGCAGAUGCCGUUGUUCUUCUUCGAAGUUUGCAGUCGUGUACAAGCCUUCCUCUUUUCUAUUCUUGUCCUUGUGUCAGCCCUCCGAUCCCUCUCGUUCCUCUCGAUUCACGCCUUGGUCUCGCUACCUCCGAUUUAGUGUUCCCAAAUAGUACCAAAUUCUUUAAUUCUUCGCAAACCAAAGGUUCCUCAGUGAGCAGCAUCUCUGAGCUGUUAUCUUCCUCUACAAGUUAAAGAUUUAUCUCAAUACUGAGUAAAUACAAACAGCAGAGGGACACAUAAUGAAUGAUUGGCACCACUUUCUUCCUUGAAACAAAAUGACCCCUUUCUGCCAGUUCUUUAUAUAAGAAAAUGUCAUCGGCAAGUGGUAAAUCUCCUGGUUGGGCCGCUUUUGACCUCAAGCAGCGACAGAAGCAAGGGCUUGAACCUGAACUUGACAAAGAGCCUUACCCACCCAUUCCAAGCAGUUUCGCCCCUUUACGUCCUUGCAGAAACUCUGCAUCAAAUGGUCGCUCAGGGAGGUCUUUCUCAUCACUACUUGUACCUUCUGUGAAUUUCCCAACUUUGGAAGAGAACAAGGAUUGCAAAAAACCAAUGCAAGGUGGCAAUUCCGGGAGCAAAGAACAGACCAAGGUUGCUGAAGUAAGCAAUCUUGUUAUUGCCUUUAAUAAGCUCAAAGAACACUACUCCUGGGCUGACAAUAGCUUAAUUGAGGAUAUCAUGGCUGCUGUAGAUAAUGACAUUGACAAGGCUUCAACUUUAUUAGGAGCAAUGGUUUCCACUGGGAGCUUUGAGGAGAACAAAGAAACCAGUAUUGCGGAACUGAAUUCUACUUCAGGGAAUCCAUAUGAAAAUUGCAAAUUACAGGCAGAUAAUGGUGUUUUUUUAGGAAAUGAUACAGUUCUUUCAGAGCUGAGCUCUACCAUUGGGGAUCUUCUUAUUGAUAAUAACAAAGAGUUGACAGAUGAAUGUGGUUCUAGUGGGAAAAAUCUUUCUGAUGAUGCUGCAGAUAUGAAACUGAUUUUGGGUCACAUGAAUUCUAUACCCAUUGAGCCUGAGUGGGAGGAGGAUGAUGUUUACUUGAGCCAUCGGAAAGAUGCAAUUAGGUUCAUGAGGUCAGCAUCUCGGCAUUCAAGGGCAGCCGCUAAUGCUUUUCGAAGAGGAGAUCAUGCAUCUGCAAAACAGUUGUCAGUGGAAGCUAAGGAGGAAUGGGUCAAGGCUGAAAGAUUCAAUUCCAAGGCAGCUAAUGAAAUUCUGGAUAUCAGGAAUAGCAACAAUGAUUUGUGGAAGUUAGACUUACAUGGUCUUCAUGCAGCAGAAGCUGUUCAAGCCUUGCAAGAACAUUUGUGGAAGAUCGAAACCCAGAUGCCAUUCAAUCGUUCAGUAUCCCCUAACAGAGCCAAGACAAAAGCAGGGAUUUUACGUUCUCCGUCACUUGAGUCCUUUGGUUGUGUAGACAAUGAGGAGUUGGAUAAACAACGGACAUUAUCUAGGCAGAGACCAACAUCACUACAAGUCAUAACAGGUAGAGGUAAUCAUAGCCGAGGCCAGGCAGCACUCCCAACCUCUGUGAGAAGUUUCCUCAACGAGCACGGAUACCGUUUUGAAGAGGCGAGGCCAGGGGUAAUUGCAGUUCGCCCGAAGUUCCGUCACAGGUGAAUCCCUGAAUGCUGAAUAAGGUACACAAGCAUGGAAUCCACACAUGUUUUUCUUUCAGGGGUCCUAUCAUCUAUGUUGAUAGUGAAUUAAGAGCUAGGUGAUGUCCUAUUUAUAUAACGCAUUGGUCCAACUCCUUUUUAUGAAAGAUCUCUAGUUUUAGUUUUGCAGAAAGUUGUUAUUAAGUUUUAACUCAGACAUUUAUAUCAUCAGUGUAUAUAUGACAAACCGUUUGUCUAAUGAAAUAUGUGCCAAUUCAUGGACACAAGUUCUGUUGUUU
Vitis riparia (riverbank grape) is the source of this 2016-nucleotide messenger RNA. RefSeq lists its product as uncharacterized. The transcript is spliced from 5 exons. The record is from RefSeq and is a predicted model, not a curated record. NCBI's taxonomy places the organism in Eukaryota, Viridiplantae, Streptophyta, Magnoliopsida, Vitales, Vitaceae. The coding region runs from base 432 to 1739 and encodes 435 amino acids.